Molecule: messenger RNA, 5538 nt
Organism: Plasmopara halstedii
Lineage: Eukaryota; Oomycota; Peronosporomycetes; Peronosporales; Peronosporaceae
Product: ck1 ttbk protein kinase
Exons: 3
Coding region: 1-5538 (1845 amino acids)
Biological process (GO): peptidyl-serine phosphorylation; signal transduction
Cellular component (GO): nucleus; cytoplasm
Molecular function (GO): ATP binding; protein serine/threonine kinase activity
Source: RefSeq, a predicted model, not a curated record
AUGGUGUACUCCAUUAGUCGUGCUGAAACACGAGUCUUGAUCAAGACUGCGGUGGUGUGCACUCUUACUAUGACCAAUAUUUCUUCCAUCUUUGCACAAGAUGCAAAUUUUGUGACGUCCAACGUCUGUGGUAUUUCUGAUGGCGACAUGAAUGUUGGUAUUCGAGCUGUUGAAGACGCAUCGUGUAUAUCGGGAGGUCUUGGAUGCUACAACUUCCAUUGCCGCUUUUGCAAGAUCCUCGAAACUCCUUUGUCUACAUCCUUUCUGAACUGCUCAGAUGUUGGUGCUGAUUUGCCGACUAUGGCUCCUCGAAUUGCCUCUUCUGGUCCUUGUGAAGUAUCUAGUGGUGACGCAGCAGUCGGCAUCUCGGCAUUUACGGACGAACAGUGUCUAUUCGGUGGUUUAGGAUGCUUUAAUGAUCACUGCCGUUUUUGUAAAGAGGAGGUAACAUCUCAAUCGGAGGCUUUUGUCAGCUGUCCAGUCGUCAGCACUACUGGUUCGGCAUCUAUAAUGUCAGAUGAUUCUUCAAGUGCUUCCGGUACCGCUGACACGGUUGGCUGUACACUCCAGCCUCAAGUUGGCGACGUAGAAGUCGGCAUUAGUAUUGGUACAGAUCCGACUUGUAGUGCCGGCGGUCUGGGUUGCAUCAAUAACGUGUGUCGAUUUUGUCGCAUCAGGACGACAUUUAAAUCCGCGACAUAUCCUGAUUGUUCUUUUAUUGGAAUUAAUGCGCCUCAACCUUCCGAUGCGCCUCAAAAUCCCGCUAAUGCUUCGCGAACGACUGGGUCUUCAAUUGUAAGGGACGACACCCCGACGGCAACGCCUUCCACUCUUGCCACCACAGAUAGCCCCUCCUCUGAUCCCACUGGUGCACUGACUGUCAAAACUACGGCUCCCGUUGCUUCUGCUUCAUCUGAUAUUUCAAUUGAUUCUUCUGCUUCAUCCGACAUUUCAAUUGAUACUCCUACUGCGUCAGCAACGUCGACUGAUGAUUCUAAUUCUACUGACGCAUCGGCUGCUACUUCUGAUUCACCGGCUGUUUCUACACUUGCACCAGUUACUUUGAAUGCCCCUCGUGAUGGCUCAGAUGCACCGAAUGCCACUUCUGAGGCUCCUCCUGACAGCACAGAUGCACCGGCAUCCUCAAACAGUGCUUCAACUGAGGCUCCUCCCGACACAACAGAAGCACCAACAUCCUCAAACGGUGCCUUUAAUCCUACUGCCGCUUCUGGCUCAAAUGACGUUCCUUCUACUUUUACCAGCGCACCACCCGCAAUCACGGAGUCUCCUUCCAACUUCACUGAAACUCCGCCUGCAAGUACCGAGAAUCCUAUUGAUAUUUCUGACACACCAACUGCGUCGUCUGACUCUCCAGCUUCCAAUUCAACCACUCCGGCUCCGGUCACUGAAAUUUGCACAGUUACGGCCUCUGUAGGCGAUGCUGCUGUCGGAAUCAACAUUGUGUCAGAUCCUUCAUGUGUUUCUGGUGGUAUUGGCUGCCUCACAAAUGUUUGUCGGUUCUGCAAAGUGACGACCUCUCCUCAAUCUGCCGCUUUUAUUGAUUGCGCCCAUCUUGAUAUCGACCACUCGACAUCGGAUGCGCCGGAUGCGAACUAUUCAAGCUCUGAUGAUAGAGAUCCUUCCACAGAUGAUGCUGACCCGUCGGAUCAUUUUAGCUCGACUGACGCCUCUCACGCGAUAGCAGACGACUCAAAUACCACCGAUAAACCGAUUGCGACUAGUGCCACUCCAAACAUCACUACUGAUAUAAAAACGGUGACUCCGCCUAGUGAAACAUGCAGUCAAACUGCAUCGGAUGGCGAUGCCGCUGUUGGCAUUAACAUUGUCUCAGAUAGUUCGUGUAGUGCCGGUGGGGUUGGCUGUAUUGACGAUAUUUGUCGAUUUUGCAAAGUUUUCCAGUCUUCAGAGUCUGCUGCCUUUAUUGACUGUGCUUCGACAACCUCGACAAGCUCCGCCGCGGCGGAUGCCAUUGACAAUGACUCUCCAUCUCCAACCGAAGCUCCUGCGGAUGAUGUGACCGAGAGUCCAAUAGACGAUGCUACCUCAGACGUUACUGACGGAAAUUCGAUGGAUGCAUCAGCAGAUUCAGAUCAAGACGAUGUUUCUGAGGCUCCUAUUGAGGUUCCUACAAAUUCGACCACGGCACCGUCCGAUGCUUCUACCGAUUUGUCGACGGAGUCUCCGACGCACGAGACAUGCACUCAGAUCGUUUCUGAAGGCGAUGCUGCUGCCGGUAUUAACAUUGUGACGGACGCAUCUUGCACAUCUGGUGGAACUGGCUGCAUUGAUAGUAUCUGUCGGUUUUGCAAGAUCAGCGAGACUCCUCAGUCUGCUGCAUUUGUUGAUUGCUCUUCAAUCACGAACGUCGAGACAGCAAAGGCAGCAACAUCCGCUGAGACUUAUACGCAGUCGAUUGCAUACAAAGCAGACAUAAAUGACUUGAAAAAGGGACAAAUCGGCGCUAUUGUCGCUGGUUGCAUUGGUGCCAUAGCCGCAAUUGCCAUCAUGGCAGGUGAAGUGAUUGCAGAAAAGUGGAAGAUUGGCGAGAAGAUUGGAGAGGGUACAUUUAGCCAAAUAUACUCGGCGUAUUCGAUUGAGAGUCGAGAUAAAGUUGCGGUCAAAGUUGAAGCGCCAAGCUCACUCAAACCCGUUCUAGAGUGGGAAAGUUUGAUCUUAAAGAGUCUUCAAGACUGUCCAUAUGUGUGUCGAUAUUACUAUCAUGGGAAGCAUGGAGACAGCACAGUGCUUGUGAUGGAAUUAUUGGGAGAUAGUAUGUCAAUGUUGAGAAUGUCACCCGACUCAAUUCACGGAGUACCGCUAGCCAAGGCAGUUUCGGUCGGACUCGAGAUGCUGGAUUGUAUUGAAGCUUUUCACAAGCAUGGCUACGUCCAUCGAGAUAUAAAGGCCUCUAACUUUGCGCUAAACGCUCUUUCAGAUCGAACGGCACAGAAGCAACAACGGUAUUAUAUCAUUGACUUUGGACUAUCACGGCAGCAUCUUGGAGAACAGCGACAGGUGGUUCCAGCGCGUCAAGUAGCCGAAUUUCGAGGCACGUCCAUGUAUGCGUCGCUGAGCUCCCAUCGACGACAAGAAUUGGGUCCCAAAGAUGAUUUGUGGUCGUGGUUCUAUCUCGUGAUGGACUUUUUGCGCGGCGAAUUGCCCUGGGCAGCAGAUGCACAACUAAAGAACCGACAGACUGUAUUACGUCUUAAAGAGCAUUAUACUGAAGCUAGUCCGAGUUUGUUGGUCGAAGGCCUACCAGGAGCGGUUCAGUUGCUGGAAAUGAUGGAGUAUUUGCAGUCGCUUCGGUAUGAAGACAUUCCAGAUUAUAAACGUAUCCGAAAGCAACUACAAGCCGUUGGAAAGAGCUCCUUGGUGAUAGAGAAUAGUGACAGUGGUGACGAAGAAGCGAGUGCCGACACGAUUGAGGUAAAAGCAUUGGCAGAUGUUUCCACUUUGGAUUGGGACGCGCUUUCAUCUGAGCGUGAGCGAGCAAUUCUCUGGGUUGAGAAGGCGGAACAUUACAAGGACAAUGAUAGUGUGUCAGAUAUGUUGCUGAGCAUUGCAAUGCGAUACAAGUCAUUUUUUGACACUGAAAAUUUGUCAUUUGAUGAGCAGAUGCGAGUGCAGAAUGCUAUUUAUCAAAUUGAGAAAAAAUCACGAGCUCGCACUAGUUUUUUUGCUCCUCCGCCCAUUCAGAGCUUUGUGAAACGUCGUCAAUCAGAGCAAAAAUUGCGGUCGGAUGCACUUCGCAAGCGCCGCGAGCGAGACUACCAAGUUCGACAAUCACUGGAGAUCAAACAGGAGCCACAUCAGGCACAAGGUGUGCCAGGUUACAGUCCUAAUGAUGUCAUGGGUGGAGAUGGGAUUACGACUACGAAUAACUCUAAUCAACCGGUGAAAUCGGAGAGCUCGAUGGAAAUGUCGGACACUGAGAAAAUGGGAACGCCCACCGUUCAGCGAAGUAACUCAGUUGUAGACGUCCCACCUAUAGCACAGACGUACCAUCAAUCUCCUCAUGUGAUGACGACAUCUUCGGGGCCCCCAGUUCAGCAAUGGAGUCACAGCUCCCUAACUAGUGGAUCGUUUCCCCCGCCACCAAAAAAAACAAUACCAGCUCAAUUUCAUGGACCUUCUCCGUCACUUCCUCCACACCUUACAAGACGACGAUUGUCGGAUAAAGUAGAUUAUCCUCCGACGCAAAAACACGAGCUGAAUGGUAAGCACCACAGAGUAUCUAGUCACACCCCGCCCUCGCCGCCUCAUAGAAGGGAACCUGAGCAAAGAGUGUCUAUCAAUACUCGGCGCUAUGAUGCGGCCGUGGAUAUGAAAGAUAAAAUCUCCUACAGCAAUCAGAAAUCCCGCCACACCGAGGAUCAUAACUCUGCAGGAAGGCACUUCAAUUCAGAAAGUUGGGAGGAUCGUGAAUACGUCACUCAGAGACCAUCUGUUUCAGAACGACACCAUGAUUCUGUAAAUGAACCAAGGGAAGGUCGUGGAUACAGCACUUAUUCAAGACAUAAGGAUGAACGAUUGGAGACGCGGGAGGGACGUGGGUACAGCACUUACCAACGCGCUCAAAAAUCUCCACAAGAGAUGCCCAUAAUUGGAUCCAAUCGAUAUUAUUCUCCAUCGAUAGAGAACAAAGAAGACCGGGGAUACAGUCGCCAACACUCUUCAGCUCCUCAGGUAUCACGUCGUGAAAGUCACAUCGAGUAUUUAACGAAAGAAAGACAUGGUCAGCAAGAACUCGAGCGCUAUUACGAGACAAAGCGAACGCGCGCACGUUCGCGGUCACGCUCGCAACGUCGCGAAGUGAGUCAUUCCAGGCGUCGCUCGUACUCAUGGACGUCAUCACGGUCUCGUUCUCGGUCUUACUCGUGUUCACCUUCGCGAUCGCCAUCUCCACAUGUUUAUCACCGUAGCCGCGAACACGAUUCUCGCAGCAAGAGGGUAAGAACUAAGCGAGAAUACUCACACCUACAUCGCUCCCGAUCUUGGAGCAGUUCAAGCUCUCGGUCACGGUCAAGUUCUCGCUCUUUUUCAACUUCUCCGCACGCGAAGCACUACCAUCGACGAUCGACAGACCAGAGUCAACUAAAGUCUUCGCAUCGAUACUCUUCGCAUGCGACGGAGUAUUCUGACCAGUCUAAAAGCUAUGUGAACGAAAUUCCAAAGGUUUACACCAAGAGUUACUCAAAGGAAUAUGUAAAGGAUUAUCCGAAAGAGUACGUGAAGGAGUAUCCCAAAGAAGUUGCAGAGGAAUAUGCAAAGGAGCGUUACGUCAAAAAAGGCAUGUACAACUCGACUAGCGGAAAUGUUUACCAUCAUCAUUCGUCUUCGUCGGAGCGACGACCUUUGCAUUCUAGAGAUCCUAAGUUUGCGAGAUCUCCGUCGGAACGUCAUCAUGCAAAUUACAGUCGAGAUGACGAAUCUUGGAGUGUGAAUACUCGACAUAAAGAAGUUUUGAAUCCAGCGAAGCAUCGUCGAUCUACUCGAUGGCAGCCGAGGUCAUGA